GUGAGUUUUAUGAAAAUAUAGAAAGUCUAACGAUUCUCUUCAUGUUAUUUAAUAAACAAUUCGAACGACGAAGUAUGAGAAAGGUACAUUGCGACAUCGUGAGAACAUAAGGAGAGCCGCGAGCAAAAAUCUCUUGCAACAAGACAGCGCGUCGAAGCGGACAAUACGAGCCUUUCUUCUGCUAAUUUUUUUAUUGUUACAAAAUCGUACGUCAUCCUAUUCUGAAAACUGUUAUUACACAAAACUAUCAAGGAAUAUCUUGAGUCAUCAUCAAGUUCUCGAGAAAAAUGAUUUUCGAAAAAAGCGCACGUGCAUUGUUGGAAAUCCUGCCAUCUGUUGGAUUUAUAUAGCUGCAACUAUCAAACAGCUGAUCGAUUGCUGUCAGCUGCAACCACGCUCAACGUAUCCAGUGUUUAGUGUGAGAGGUUAUAAACAUGAGUAAUAUUUAUAUACAAGAACCGCCCACAACGGGCAAAGUGGUAAUGAAGACAACAGUUGGUGAUAUAGAUCUGGAAUUAUGGACGAAGGAAGCUCCCAAGGCUUGCAGAAAUUUUAUACAGCUUUGCAUGGAGAGCUAUUAUAAUAAUACAAUAUUUCACAGAGUUGUGAAAGGUUUUAUAGUGCAAGGUGGAGAUCCAACAGGAACAGGAGAAGGCGGCGAAAGCAUAUAUGGACAUCCUUUUAAAGAUGAAUUUCAUACAAGAUUACGUUUUUGUCGAAGAGGUCUGCUUGCUAUGGCCAAUGCUGGCAAAGACGAUAAUGGUUCCCAAUUUUUCUUUACUCUUGGUUCGACACCUGAGUUACAAAAUAAGCACACUAUCUUUGGCAAAGUUACUGGUGAAACAAUUUACAAUAUGCUUAAAUUGGAAGAUGCGCUUGUAGACCACGAUGAUAGGCCUCAAUAUCCGCAGAAAAUUUUAAAAACGGAAGUCUUAAAUAAUCCAUUUCAAGAUAUUGUUCCAAGAAUAGUGUCUGAAAAGAAAGAUAAAGAAAGCAAGAAAGAGAAGAAGACUGGUGUAAAGAAUUUCAAAUUGCUAUCGUUUGGAGAAGAAGCUGAAGAAGAUGAAGAAGAGUCUUCAGUUUUAAACAAACAGUACAGUGGCAAAGGAAAGUCAGCACACGAUUGCUUGUCCGACCCAAAAUUAAGCUCACAAUCUGUAGUCGAACCAACUGAACCACCAAGUAAAAAAAAGAAAGAGGAUCAAAACAGCGAUUGGGAAAAUGAUGAUGAAACACGCACUCCAGAAGAGUUGGCUGCUUUGGCGAAAGAAAAAGAAGCUGUAAAAGAAAGAAUCAAGAAUAAAUUGAAAGAUUCUAAAAAGGCUUCCCAAUCAAAGCCGAAAAUCGAGAAGGAUGAAACGAAGGAUGAAUCGAUAAGCGAAGAAAUAAACGAUGAUGCGGAAGUCGAGGAAUAUUAUUUGGGAAAAGAUCGAGACGACGAGCGGAAGAAAAAGGCUGAGGCAAUUAGGAAAGAAAUACGCGACUUGAAGCGCGACGUGCAGAACGAGAAGAAAGCGAAAGAAAUUGAACAGAAGCAACAAGCUCAAAAGAAAGAAAAUAAAUCUGAAAUAAUGAAAGAAUAUAGAGAGACUCAAGAAAAAUAUAAGGAGGCAAAGGCGAAAUUGCCUAAGAAAGGUAAAACGCGCGAGGAUUAUACCAUGGAAUUGUUAAACAAAUUCAAGAACAAACUUCAAAACGCCAAAGAGCACGUGAAGAGUGAUACACCUGAUACAAAGGAGACAUCAAAGGAUACUGAGGAUGACGAUCCUCUGGACGAAUCCUGGAUGACACACGCUCUGCACUGCGAAGAUAAGACGCCAGUGCUCGCCAAGGAUGCCAGUACGAAAGACGACGAUUGGUUUGAGAUCUAUGAUCCCCGAAAUCCGUUGAAUAGACGACGGAGAGGAGAGAAGUUCGAUAAGUCUAAAGAGGACAAAAGCAGCAAAGAGGACGGUAUUCGUCCACGAGAUUGGCAACCUCGAAGAUCAAAUUACAAAAUUCCCUUGAGAGUACUGCGAUUAUGUUUGCUGGGAAUGCUUCUACCAUCCAUGCUCGUUGCUGGACCGCUGUAUCUGCGGUACCGCGUGUACUCUGAACAGCUGUAUCCUUUAACAAUGUCGGAUCAGAGACUGAUCGAUGCCAAAAUAUCCACAACUUGGUGCCAGAGUCAAUUAGUCAAAGUUAACACCACGUUCAAUGCAUACCUGAUGAGCAAUGAGCCAGUGGUCAAAAAGGAAACGAUGCCGGUUUCGAUGACGAGACAUCUCGUCAUGGAAGACGAUAUGAAGGAGUAUUGGGGAUUUUAUCUUCUAAGUGGCAGCAGCGUUACUGUUUCAACUUGUGUAAGAUGGCCAGGUGCCUCUUUGACAAUAAUCCGUGGACACAAAAAUUUGCAUGAAUGCGCUUUCAUCGGAGACGAUAGUAGCGAGGAACUCGAGGAGCUUCUUGAAGUCGCCAAGGAACAAGGACUCCUCGAUGCAAAAGGCACUACGGAGGCAGCGCGUCUUAGUAAUGUGCCUGCAAGAAUGGGACGAGUAGACCAGGAUGUGCAUUUUCUUCACGAAGGCAGCGUUUUUCGCUUAAACGUUUCCAAAUCAUCCGGACAUCAGCCGGGUAGCCAUGAGCUGGAUGCUCAGGCGAUGCGGAAUAUUCUCACUCAGCUCUUUGCCAAGACUCUCGACACGAAGAAGAAACAAAAAGAAAAUCAGCAUCACCAUUAUGAAGCCGUCUUCAGGGAGGCUACUAAUAUUGAUAAGCCACCAAUCACAAAUUACCCUGAAGAUCUGCAGGAUCAGUUUCUCCAUAAGAAUCCGAUCAACAGAUUUAAUGAUGCAGAGAUAUCGGAAAGCAGCACAAGAGCCGCGCCUUUGAAUACAUCCUCUUCUUUCAAAGAAAAGCAGUUUAAUAAAGAAGAUGUUGAGAAUUCCACGCAUUCUCUUAAUAUUCGUCCAACUUCUACAAAAUUCAGCAUGCAAACGGAGACCAAGACGAAACAUAAAAUUACAAAAGAGCAAGAAGAAUUGAAAGCCGAACAAGUAAGCUCUGCGGAAGUGUUUCAAGAUGUAUUGCGUAAAAUUAAUUCCUUGGGCGAUCGUGGUAAAGCGAUGUUGCAUAAAUUGAUGAACGAGAUUGAUGCGCAAAACAAUACUGAAGGCGCCGCAUUAAAACAAUUAGUGAGCGAAACGAUGAACGAUAAGACAUUGUCAAGCGAGGCCAAGCGCAGAAGGAAAAAGGACCUCCUCCUUUCGUCGCCGCUUCAUCAAGAACUAACGCAAGAGGAUGAGGAUGGUGAUGCACCGCUAGAAGAGGGAAUGUUACAUCCAGACGGUAUUGCGGAAGAUCGUGGUACCGUAAACGAAACAACUUUGAAUGACAGAAGUAAUUCCGAGUUCUGGAGCUCGUUUAGCAGCUCUGAGGAGCGGCUGUUGGAAUGCAAGGGUUUGAUACUCAAUUUACCUCUAACACCUCAUCGUUAUUGCACACCCAAGCAUGAAAAUCAACAUUCUGCGGCGUCCUUUGCCAACACUGUGACAUAUAGAGUACCUAUGAAUGGAUAUUACUUCUUUGUAUUUAACUCGGAGAAUGAGAUCCAACCGAAUUACGUGAGAGUGAAAUUCGAUCUUUUGAAGACUGUUUACAAUACUUCGAAUUCCGUGCAUGCUUGCAAAAACAGCACGAAGGAAUGCUUAUUGCCAUUUACGAUUUUUAGCAAUGAAAGAACGAUAUUAGAAUUGCCAUUAAGUGGCAAUGACUCACAAUGGAAUGAGGAAUACGUUGUGGUAUCUACGUGCGAGCCACGAACGACAGUUUAUAUUAUUUGCGUCAUUAUGGUGCCUUUGUUGAUCCUUUGUUUCGCCUUUCAUUAAAUGAUUAGGUAAUGAACAGUAUUUUCCGAUAUUUCCAUCGACGCGAUUAAAAUCGUUAUUAUAUUAUUACAUAACAAAGCUAUAUUUUUGGAAAUAAAAGGAUCAUCAUCGGUAUUUAUUACA
Molecule: messenger RNA, 3989 nt
Organism: Linepithema humile (Argentine ant)
Lineage: Eukaryota; Metazoa; Arthropoda; Insecta; Hymenoptera; Formicidae
Product: spliceosome-associated protein CWC27 homolog
Biological process (GO): protein peptidyl-prolyl isomerization; protein folding
Cellular component (GO): catalytic step 2 spliceosome
Molecular function (GO): peptidyl-prolyl cis-trans isomerase activity
Source: RefSeq, a predicted model, not a curated record